UUCUUACAGGGAAAUCGCGUGCAAGCAGUGAUCUUUGGGAAAGACAUCGAUCUACGUAAUGAUACACUGUAUAUCUACCAAUCAUACUAUAUCGCAAAUGCUUUGGUAAGAACAAUGGAUCCAAGGCAUCAAAGAGGACCAUAUCAGUUUCAAUGGACAAUAAACUCCAAGACCAUUGUUGAAGAGAUCGAAGAAGACGAGCCAGCACUUAGACUGCCAGAAUAUAACCUUGUUCCUUUGAAUGAACUUGGCGUACACAUAGACACAGAUGCUGAAAUAGAUAUUUUGGCACUUGCAAUUCAUAUGAACCCGCCAAAUGAAGUGAAUACGAACCAUGGAAAAUCGUUGAUCCAAGAGAUAUACUUGAUUGAUCCAGGUCUAAAACUCCUGCGUUUAACAAUGUGGAAUCGCUUUGUUCAUGACGAAUGCCGCGAAAUUUCUGACCUUAUUCUGGCAAAGCCAAUUAUUUUAGGAACACGGAUCAAAGUUUCUUCUUAUAAUGGCCUAUCGCUGUCAUCAAGACCGACGAGUGUCUUUAUUGUUGAACCCCUUCUUUCAUCUUCUGUUGCAUUACGUACAUGGGCAGCACAAAAUGAUAAAUUGCUGGAAGAAAUCAUUGGAAAUAGUUUUGGAUCAGCUUCAAGUAGUUCUACCGAUCCAAUCAUAAAAGUAUCUGAAAUCGCAGAAAAACUGAUAUCUGCUCCAACAAUGGCGAACUGUGCAUAUGCUUCAAUUUGA
This is a messenger RNA of Carya illinoinensis, 738 nucleotides long. RefSeq names its product replication protein A 70 kDa DNA-binding subunit D-like. The coding region runs from base 115 to 738 and encodes 207 amino acids. The transcript has 6 exons. NCBI's taxonomy places the organism in Eukaryota, Viridiplantae, Streptophyta, Magnoliopsida, Fagales, Juglandaceae. The record is from RefSeq and is a predicted model, not a curated record.